Frankliniella occidentalis (western flower thrips) is the source of this 997-nucleotide messenger RNA. RefSeq names its product transcription initiation factor TFIID subunit 9 (gene Taf9). Gene Ontology annotation, cellular component: SAGA complex; transcription factor TFIID complex. Lineage: Eukaryota; Metazoa; Arthropoda; Insecta; Thysanoptera; Thripidae. The transcript is spliced from 5 exons. Gene Ontology annotation, biological process: DNA-templated transcription initiation; RNA polymerase II preinitiation complex assembly. The record is from RefSeq and is a predicted model, not a curated record. Gene Ontology annotation, molecular function: transcription coactivator activity; RNA polymerase II general transcription initiation factor activity; protein heterodimerization activity. The coding region runs from base 128 to 907 and encodes 259 amino acids.
UCGGCCUCCUUGAUGGCUCGGACGGAACGGAUCUAGUGGAAUGUGGAAUCUGGAAAUAAACACAACAUUUGACACCGCAAAUGCUGUCACAAAUGUAAUUUCCUAACUUUGAAAAGAAACAAAUACGAUGGGGUCACAAUCAAGAAAUCCUAACUACCCCAAAGAUGCACAGGUGAUAAUGUCGAUGUUAAAAGACAUGGGAGUACAGGAUUAUGAACAGAGAGUGUUGAAUCAAUUGCUGGAAUUCACUUACCGUUAUGUAACAUGUAUUUUGGACGAUUCAAGAGUUUAUGCUACUCAUGCAAAGAAGAAAACUAUUGAUCUGGAUGAUGUUAAACUUGCUGUAAAUAUGCAGCUUGACCGCUCAUUCACUACACCGCCCCCACGAGAGAUACUAUUGGAGGUAGCAAGGUUGAAAAACAGUCAGCCUUUACCUGUGGUGAAGCCAAGCUGUGGCAUCAGGUUACCUCCUGACCGCUAUUGCUUAUCAUCUGUCAACUAUAAGCUACGUAACAACAAAAAGGCAUUAACUUCUGCUCCAUCUGGCCCACUUGGCCGCCUUGGGAACUCAACAAGCUUUAUUCAAAGCCCCCUUGGGGUGACAAGUGCAAUUAAACUCCAAACCAGUAAAGGCCAAACUGCAACCUUAACUGGGGCUAAGAGAGGAAAUAUGUUGGCAACUGUGGCACGAACCCAAUCAAUAACCAUCCCAAAACCGGUCAUAAAGUUUUCUCAAGGUGCCAUUACAGCCAAAGCCAAGCCCAAAAUUCAGAUUGCUCAGACACCAGGAACUAUCACAACAUUACAGAUUCCUAAAUCAGAGCCCCAAGACACAAGUGUGGGCUCAGUUACCAGCAUCAUGACAGGAGUAAAGAGACCACGUGAGGAUGAUGAUAUAGUAUCAUAAAUAUAUAAAUGAAAGGAACAGCAUGUUUCUAAAGUUUUAUGUUAAAGAUUUUUUUUUUUAUUUAAUAAAAGACUUAACUCUAAAAAAGAA